AUGUUGGUGUCAGUAUCAUACCAUAUAAUCUAUCUAUCUAUCUAUCUAUCUAUCUAUCUAUCUAUCUAUCUAUCUAUCUAUCUAUCACAGUCCCAUUUCUUUCUUUUUUCUGUUCAUAUUUAUAUAUCUGAUUCAUCAGUUCAUAUCUAUCUAUCUAUCUAUCUAUCUAUCUAUCUAUGCGAGUCCCUUUUUUCUAUCUAUCUAUCUAUCUAUCUAUCUAUCUAUCCCUUUUUCUAUCUAUCUAUCUAUCUAUCUAUGCGAGUCCCUUUUUUCUAUCUAUCUAUCUAUCUAUGCGAGUCCCUUUUUUCUAUCUAUCUAUCUAUCUAUCUAUCUAUCUAUCUAUCUAUCUAUCUAUCCGAGUCCCUUCUAUCUAUCUAUCUAUCUAUCUAUCUAUCUAUCUAUCUAUCUCUCUCUCUCACAAUCACCUUGCUUUCUUUUAUCUAUCUAUCUAUCUCUCUCUCUCUCUCUCACAAUCACCUUGCUUUCUUUUAUCUAUCUAUCUAUCUAUCUAUCUAUCUAUCUAUCUAUCUAUCUAUCUAUCUAUCUAUCACAGUCACCUUUCUUUCUUCUUUCUUUUUCUUUAUCUAUCUAUCUGUUUAUAUCAAUCUAUAUCUCUAUCUAUCUGAGUCCCUUCUUUUUUACUUUCUUUCUUUCUUUCUUUCUAUCACAGUUUGA
Molecule: messenger RNA, 675 nt
Organism: Acanthosepion pharaonis
Lineage: Eukaryota; Metazoa; Mollusca; Cephalopoda; Sepiida; Sepiidae
Source: the annotation of a GenBank genome assembly